Molecule: messenger RNA, 1023 nt
Organism: Ascochyta rabiei
Lineage: Eukaryota; Fungi; Ascomycota; Dothideomycetes; Pleosporales; Didymellaceae
Exons: 2
Coding region: 1-1023 (340 amino acids)
Source: RefSeq, a predicted model, not a curated record
AUGAACCGGAUGCUGCGUCUACGCACGCUUGCUCGAACAGAAGCGAAGAGGCACACCACGUCUGGUAUAGUGGCGUGGGACAGAGACCGCCUUCUUGUUAACAAGCAGAGCUUCACGCUCGCUGAUCUGCGGUCUAUGGUAAAGGGGCUCUGUAAGACUGUGCGGCUGCAGCUGCUGAAAGACGUUCUGCUGUUAGACCUUGACGAGCGGGACUGUGUUCGUCCGGGCACCACUGCGCUGCCCGGGCUGUCCAUAGACAGACUCGUCGAUCAUCCCGCUGAGCUGGCUACUGGCUGGAGUUUCUUGAAGCAUCCCAGCAACAAGCUAGACGACUGGCCAAAGUGGCUUCUUGACCGCGUGUUGGCUGAAGCAACGCUGCGAGAUAGGUUCCUCUGCGGAGUAGACAGCAGCCAGCAGCCAGCACGUGCGCUGUGGCGUGACUAUGCCGUGUGCGAGUACAUGCGGGGCGUGCGCAGAUUCAAAGAGAGCCUCUUCGCGCUUGUCCACCUGUCUGGCGGCGGACCCGGUCGAGGGACAGAGAUCACCUCGAUACAGUGCGAGAACAGCGCGGAAGGCGUAGGCUACCAAGGCGUAUUCGCAGAGGGGGGGCUGCUCUCCUUUACCACCACCUACCACAAAGGGUACAGCUUCAGCAAGCAUGUUAAAACAACUCACCGCUACGUGCCGCGAGAGAUGCUGCACAAUGACGUCACCCGUUGCACGGCCUUCAUCUGGGAGCCAGAGCCAGAGGAGCAGUGGGGGGAUGAUGGAGAGAGCGAUAGCGAUAGCGAUAGCAGUGACGAUAGAGAGGAGCUCAGCCAGUCGAGCCAGCAGAAGCCCAAGUCAGCUAACCUAGACGGAUACUGGGGUACUGACCGCAUACGCCGCGUCCUGCGCAAGCAGACUUUCUGCUACAUAAGCGCUGCUCUUGGUACUCACGCAUGGCGGCACGCUUAUCCUGCUAUUCAUCGAGAGCUGGCAAGGGACGGGCAAGCGCGCGAUUUUCUUGAGUUGCUCUACUAG